Messenger RNA from Dermacentor andersoni, 2537 nucleotides. Its product is annotated as MFS-type transporter SLC18B1-like. The record is from RefSeq and is a predicted model, not a curated record. Gene Ontology annotation, molecular function: transmembrane transporter activity. Lineage: Eukaryota; Metazoa; Arthropoda; Arachnida; Ixodida; Ixodidae. Gene Ontology annotation, biological process: transmembrane transport.
UACCUACAUUGUAAGCGUAGGCUCAGUGGUACAAUUCUCUGCGGAAAGGAAAAGGAGAACAGCACGGCAUGGGCGACCAUCAUAAGCCCCUGGUCUUGAACUCGACAUACGAAUAACGCCUUCCAUAUUUUAUGUAAGAGGGCCCCUCGAUUCUACAAAUAACGUGAGCAUCCUGCUAUUUAUCUCUUAUCGCUUUUUUCCAUCCAUCCGAAGGCACCUUAAGUGUCAGUGAGAUCAGGAUGCUUUACCAAUGACAGCCGACAGCGGAUCACGGGUGUAUUACGGGGCAGUUGAGCCUCAGCAGAAGGCUGAGGUUGAGAAAACCACCGAGGACUCUGAGUCAACCUGGAAACGCUACAUUUGGAUCGUGCCCCUCCUACACACGGAGAUAUGGAUGUCGGCUCUGCUUGGUGUAAUGCAGACAUUCUUUCCAAUGCUUGCAACGAAAAGAGACAUACCGGCAUGGAAGUGUGGACUGGUCUUUUCUACUUUCAAAGCGGCAAUGUUCCUCGCUUCGGUCCUGGGAGACAGAAUGCUUCAAUGGACGUCUCCACAGACGUGCUAUCUAAUUGGACAGUCAGGAGCCUUCAUUUUUUCGGUUUCAGAAGGCUCUCUAUACUGGUCGUCCGGAAGUCAGUCGCUGUUCUUGCUCUCGCUUGCCACGGUCCUUCUGGGAGGCUUCGCCGUCGGACUGUACUUCGUCAGCCUCUUCUCGGUAGUCACGCACAAGUUUAGCAAAAAUCCUGGACUCAUAAUCGCCACGUUAGAAAUUUCUUGGGGAACAGGCAACAUAAUCGGUUCCGCCCUUGGAGGAAAGAUGAUUGACAUCUGGGCUUACCCACUGCCAUUUUUCGUCAUGUCAGCGAUCCUUAUGCUUUCUUUCCCCUGGAAUACAAAGCUUGCAUCAAAAACAAAAAUUAACCGCAUGCCACCUCCAAUCAACGAAAAGGUAGAAGCUGCGAAACCCAACUACUCGAAUCUAAUGCGCGACCCGCUGUACUUGGCUCACAUGGCUGCGCUCACAACGGUGUGGGUUGUCUCAGCGUUUAAUGAGCCGACAUUGCAGCCGAGCCUCGAAGAGUUUCAAACAAGUGUGACUGUUCGAGGAACAGUGUUUGCAGUUCAAUUCACGAGUUAUGUCUUUGGCUGUGCACUCGCUGCUACCUUCUGCCACUUACAGGUUAUGGCAUUAUAUGCCUUCCUCGGUCACCUACUUACGUUGACUGGAUAUUUCAUCAUAGGACCGGUAGUACUAAUACAGCUUGAACGGAGCUUAGGACUUGUUUAUGCGUCACAAGUGUUGCUGGGAGUGGGAAUGUCAUCGUUAUUUGUGUGUGCAUACCACCAAGCACUUCAACGAGCCACGGAAUUGGACUACCCGGAUGACAUUACUACCCAUGGAUUUGUGUCAAGCACUGUAUUCACAUUCAUGGUUUCGGGCUCCAUCAUCACAGACCCCAUAGCUGGGAAGCUAAUGGACGCCUACGGCUACAGGAAGGCCACGACUUUCAUGUUUUUCCUGCUGCUCACGUUGACUCCUGUGACAUUCGGCGUGUGGAUCUCCUCAAUGAAGUCGCGUUAUGAAAGAAGAAAAGUAAGCAAGCAGUGAUGAAAUAUUUGCAUUUUCCAGCUCGUCUUAGAGUAUUAAAUAAAGGAAGGGGACAAGGCGGCAAACCGACAAAGAAGGUGGCAAUAACUUUCGCCUUCUUUCGUAUGACAUUUCGGUACACGAGCUUUACGAGUUCAAAAACAUUAUUGCAUGCGAUCUGACAAACGCAUGUGACAAUGGACCUAUUUCGAAAUCUUCUAUAUCUGUACACUGGAGAAAGAGAAGGAAAAGCAGGGAGGUUAACCAGACGCACGUCCGGUUUGCUACCCUGCACUGGGGGAAGGGGAUGCAGGGUUGAAAAGAGGGAAAAGUGGAUUUCCCUGUAUCUUAAUUCGUUGGCACAUGGCCGCCAUCCUAAAAUGUGGAGAAUUUCUGCCGUGUAUUAAGUAUUUUCAUCUUACAUUUGCUGUUACCGCGCCUGAAGAAAGGUUCAAGAAGGGUAAUUGUCUGAUCCAGUAAGUAUCGCUACAGCGCACGAUAUAAUCUAUUUAUUUAUUUAUUUUUAAUAUGUUCGCUGGCAGCAUGCCCUCAUUGCCGACAUCAUCAUCAUCAGCCUGGUUACGCCCACUGCAGGGCAAAGGCCUCUCCCAUACUUCUCCAACUACCCCGGUCAUGUACUAAUUGUGGCCAUGUUGUCCCUGCAAACUUCUUAAUGUCAUCCGCCCACCUAACUUUCUGCCGCCCCCUGCUAAGCUUUCCUUCCCUUGGAGUCCAGUCCGUCCGUCCGUCCGUCAUCCGGCCGACAUAGUGCGGAAGAAAACUAUUUGAUGAGAAUACUACUUUCAAUGACAAAAAUGCAACUAAUGGCUGUAUGCUUCAAUAUUUAUAGAAGAAGAAAAAAUAAACUAAGGAACAAAAUGCACACGCAUUGCACCGCCCAUAAUACUACGACGUCCACCUAAUACAUUGGAGGCAUAACGCAAUUCCC